Molecule: messenger RNA, 1565 nt
Organism: Halteromyces radiatus
Lineage: Eukaryota; Fungi; Mucoromycota; Mucoromycetes; Mucorales; Cunninghamellaceae
Product: major facilitator superfamily domain-containing protein
Exons: 6
Coding region: 18-1460 (480 amino acids)
Biological process (GO): transmembrane transport
Cellular component (GO): fungal-type vacuole membrane
Molecular function (GO): transmembrane transporter activity
Source: RefSeq, a predicted model, not a curated record
UAUAUAUAUAUAUAAAAAUGAGUCCAAGAGAAGAAGAAGAUAUUGCAAUUAGUUAUUUGAAAGAAAGAAGACCUUCUAUUCGACCACAAACAACAUCAGAUACUGUUCAUGGUGAUAUUCCUCUUCAUACCAUUAGGCCUAAAUCAAUUCAUAGUGAUAGUGACGAUACUACUAUACACUCUGGUGAUGCUGAUUCUGUUACCAACGUUGCAACAGGAACACAAGAAUUUAGUUUACCUCCUGUUGAUGGUGGUUUCGAUGCUUAUCUUGUCUUAGUGGCUGGUUUUUUGGUAGAAGGUUUUACUUAUGGCUUACCAUUCUCUUAUUCUGUCAUGCAACAGUACUAUCAACGUUCUCCUGAAUUCAUGGAUGCAAGUAUUACAAUGUUGGCACUUGUAGGUACUUUGACUACUUCAGUCACAUAUAUAGGUGGAGCUAUUGUGGGUGUUUUAGGUGGAAGAUUUAGUUUGAAAUCAAUGAUGGUUGCUGGUUCUUUAAUGAUGGUGGUAGGAUUGGUGGCAGCAAGUUUUGCAAAUCAAGUAUGGCAACUUAUCCUUAGUCAAGGCAUUUUGUUGGGUUUAGGUGGUUCUUUUGUUUAUAAUAGUUUCAUGACUUUUGUACCCAUGUAUUGGUUCAAAUAUCGUGGUAUAGCAACUGGUAUUAUUUUUGCAGGUGCUGGUGUAUUUGGUUUGAUUUGUCCUAUUGUGGUGGAAAAAGGAUUAAAUGCACUUGGAUUCCGUUGGACUCUUCGAAUCAUGGCAUUGUUCGUAUUGGUACUUUGUCUUGGUUCUUGCCUUGUAGUACGACCUCGAUAUGCACCUGAUGCCACUAGAGUCAAGAAACUUAAUAUUUCAAGAAAAGAUUUCAAGUUUGUUACCACAAGUAAAUUUAUCACUUUAGGUCUCGCUGUCUUAUUCCAAGCCAUUGGUUAUUUUGUUCCUAAUCUAUUUAUCCAACCUUAUGCUCUUUAUACUGGUGUCUCCAAUGAAACUUCAACAACUCUUCUCUCAGUAUUGAAUGCCACCACCAUUGUUGGACAAUUGUUUUUAGGAUUCGUCUGUGAUCGUUUUGGAUAUUGGAUUGCUAUUGUUGCUUCCUCUGCUAUUGCUUCUCUUAGUACCUUUUUCCUAUGGGGUUUUGCUGGAAAUUCCUUACCUAUUUUAAUUACUUACGUUGUUGUUUAUGCUCUUUCUUCCUCUGGAUUCUCAACUUGUUUUACAACCAUGGUAUAUGAUAUUUCUGGUGCUGAUCCUAGAAGCUUUAUCUUGGUCAAUGGUGCAUUUAUGCUUCUUCGAGGUAUUGGCAAUGUAGUGGGCAAUCCAUUGGGUUCCUUGUUUUUGACUUCGGCUUCAUCACUUUCCAGUGGAUGGCAUGAUAUCACCUAUUUUGUUGGUAGUACUUUGUUGGCUAGUGCUAUUUGUGGUGCUAUUCGUGGUGCCAUGGUGAUCCGUGCUCGUUGAAUGACUUUAUAUCUCACUUAUUAUAAUUUAGUUUUUUCCCCCUUCUCUUUCCCAUUGUACAGUAACAGAUAAAAAUUUUAGAUAUAUAAUAAACAUUAUAUGUAC